GCGAAUGGGUGCUCCAUCGACUGGGGCUCUACCUGUAACUUAUCAGCUGUAUUGUUUGUUAUUAUUCUAGUGCAAUUAGCCCAUGUUUGGCAACCGAUUCUACAUGAUUUCACCAAAUUUCCUCUACUUCUGGGGUAUUUGUUUUUGACUAUCGUCGUAUACACCUGACAAACAAGUAUGGGAGAAGUACCUGAAAAGUCAGAUAAGGAUGUGAAAUCACUUCCACAAUGCAAUAGGCGAAGACAAGAAAUCAUCCACUUAAAAGUCUUGGUGCCAUCGGUAGCAGUCGGCGCUAUUAUUGGCAAAGGAGGAGAGUCCAUUGCAAAGAUACAGAAAGAAACUGGCGCAAGGAUUAAAUUAUCGAAAGUAAAUGAUUUGUAUCCCGGGACUGAAGAAAGAGUUUGUCUGAUUCAAGGGACCUUAGAGGGUGUAACCCGUAUGCACAAUUACAUUAUGGAUCGUGUUCUGGAAAAACCAGAAUGUUCUGGUACUGCUGCAUCAUGUGUCACUACUAAUACUAUUUCAACUUCGCGUUCUGAAAAUGUUGCUACCAGUUCUACUACUCAGGGUGACUCGAGUAGCAAUAUGCCACACUUGCAGAAGGGGUCUACUUGGUCUCAUAGCUUAGAACUCUCAGGCAGUCGUUUACCAUGGGGUCGACAUAAACAGGUUAAGAUCUUGGUUCCAAACUGCACUGCAGGUCUUGUAAUUGGGAAAUUGGGUAGUUAUGUCCGAGAGAUAAAAGACAGAACGGGGGCCUUUAUACAGAUUUCACAGAAGUCUGUUGAAAUCAAUUUAUUGGAGCGCUGUAUAACUAUUGCAGGUGAACCAGAGCAGUGUCGUGCAGCUGUAGAUUUAGUUUUAGCCAAAAUAGCCGAGGACCCCCAAUCAGCCAUCUACCCUGCCAUUUCUUACUCACAUGUACGUGGUCCUGUAGCGAGCGCUUAUCCAACUGGAUCUCCUUUUGCAAUUAUGCCAUCUGUUCGAUUCGAUACAAGUCAAGGUUCACACUUACGCUUACCUCCUGGUCGUGGUACUUCUUGUGGUAACAUCGAAGGAUGGGAUGAUAACGUACCAAGUGGUGUUGGUUUUUCAGCCGUUGCUAAUCCUUUUGGAUCGUCUCUUUUCCAUGCUGCGUUACUCCAGGUCCAAGCCGCGGCUCUGGCGGCAAAUUUAAAUACCACCGGUUACUACCCAACUCUGCCAUCUGUAGAUAUGGCUCCAACUAAUAUGCCCACUUUGUUUACUCAUGGACUAUCUACAAAUAUUGGGUACGUACCACCUGAAGAUGCCACUGUACUACCGCCAGCUUUGCCAGACUAUGGGCAAGGAUUCUGUUCAGCUACACCUACUGGUAAUGUUCCUCUAUUAGGUAGUGGAGGGGGUGCAAGUGGAGGCGGUUCUAAUACCGGCGGAGGGAGUGGCGGACACGGAAGCACUUUAUUGCAAGAAAGUAUUUGGCAGAUUGGUGAUUCUCAAAUUCAGACACCCACAUGUUUUGAUGCAGCUUAUCCGGGACCCUUAAACUUCGCUAUUUAUCCAACGAAUCAGUCACUUUUAACUGCAAUGGCUUCUAGACACCCCAGUGAAUCAUAUCCAUCUCAUCCAGAUAUAUUCGCACCAUCUAGUCCAUACAUGACUGGUAUAUCUCAGCCAUCAUUCACGAUUCCGUAUAGUACUUCACCAUCAUUAAUGGGUGGUAAUGGUGGGAAUCUUGUUGGUGUUCCUCAAAUAGACCCAGGAAGUCCUCACUUUGCUACACUUUACCCUGGCAUUUCUCCUUCUUUGUGUUUAUCUCAACCUUUUCCUGUUGUUAGUUCGGAAAUGGAUGUAAAAGUUGCACCGAUUAGACAACAACCACCAACAUUGAAUGAAUUAUUGGGAUCAUUGCGUUUGGGUUGUAAAACUGAAGAUGUGGUAUCUGAGAUCAACCAAACAUUCUCAACUCUUACACAUCAUGGAUUUCUGAAUAUGGCUGGGUCAGGACCAUUUCCCCUGAUAUCACCUGCAGGUUCUCAACCAGCUAGUUAUAUAGCACCUCUUCUUGCUACGCAUUUACCGUCACCAACUGCAGAAAGUAGACCAAGUGUAAUUUUACCAGAAGAUAAUUCGACCAACUGGUUUGUUGGAGUGCGUCCAUCUACUGUUCCGGAUACUAGUUUCAUGAGAACUUCCAAACAUACACCUUCACAUUCAGAAUCUACUAGUAAUGUUUAUUCACAUAAUCAAAGUUUGGGUGUUCCUGUGAAACAAAAUCAAUCAUAUUCAGAGUUAGUCUCAGGCCAUGAACAUCAUCCUGAUCAAUCGUUAUGUUCACAAUCCUCUGGGUGUAUUCCUGCUAAAGAAGAAAACGUAAUACACACAUUCCCUUCCAAAUCACAUGAUGCACCGUUUUGUGAAUUCAGUGCGUCAUCAUCAGCCAAUGUUGAUGUUGGUGACAACCCCGUGGCAUCUACUACUCUUACUGAAGUUAGUAAAAAACAAUCUCUAUCCAGUUCUAAAGACGUUGUUUGUUGUUGUAGUUGUCCUGUUAUUGGUGGUAGCUCACUCAGUAUCCAUACAACUUCUUCAAGUCCUUCAUUGGGAUCGUGUACUUGUUCGAGUAAAUUAAAUUUCAAUGAUUCAUCAACAGGGUGUCAGCAAUCAGAACCUGUAGUAACUGAUUCUCCCUCAACCGAAAGUAAUAUUCUACAAGGAAGCAAAAUGUCUUCUGGUAAUGAACAAAAUACAUCACCGUCGCAUCAAAUUAAAACGGAUAGUUAAUCAUAUCGUAGUGUCAUGACUAAAUGCAUCUAGUGGAUUAGCUAGCUAAUUUGGUAAGUAUCACUUUGUUCUUGUCACCAGUAUUUAGUUAUAUGUUUGGAGUUAAGUACGUCUUUGUUACCAGUUGUGUAUAUAUUGAUUUGGUAACUGUUCUACAAUUUCUUUAUGAGGUUGACUCUAUUAACAUGUAGGUAGUGGCAGAUUGUUUGGAUGUAGUUCAAAUAAAUUUUGUUUAAUACAGGCAUAUUUUUUACUGUAUUUAGUAUUCCAGUCGGUGUUCAUUUUCAAGUCAAAAUACAAAUUUCCAAUGAUUUUUAGGCAUGAGCAUAGUGAUGUUCUUUCUAAGAAAGCUAAUAAUCAGUUAAUAGGGAGGUUUGUAAUUCUGAAGAGGUUGUUCAUCUAUUUGGCUACUAUUCUGAUAGUAACUAUUAGAAGUACAUAAUAAAUAGGAGCUCACUUUCUACGAUAACAUAAUAUUGGCUAAAAAUCAAAGAAAAGCAAGAAUUACUCAUGUUUUAUCGCAGUAGAAGUCGCACGAAUUUCAUCACAACAUAAAACUAUGCAUUCGUUUGUUGUUUAUGAUAAAAUAGCAUACUAAGUAAACUCUGUACUUUUUUUGAUAUACCAUCAUUCAUUUAAAGUUCAAAUCAUUUAAAGUAAAUAAAACAGAUUUUCCAUUACUAAAUGGUUUAUUACCAGUAUUUCUAAAUUGUUUUUUUCUCUAAUUUCAUCUGAAGCUUGACGUAUCUCUAAAAUAGUAUACACAAUUGGGGUAAUCUGCAAAUUAUAUGGACAUCUCGCUCAGACACUUGUUUUGUAUCGAUGAUUAUCUUUGCAGAAUAAUCAGAAAUUCAAUUUGACGAUAUACGAAUUUAGUUUUUGGAUGUUGAAGUUAUGAAUGUAUUGUACUGUGUACAGUAGUCUUCAAUUGUCAAGUGCUAUCAGCAGAGAUAUUGUCACAAUUUUAUAUCAUACUUCCCCGCUCACUUGUUGCAGAUCGUAGCUUCAAAUAAAAACUUGGAAAAUUGUUUACAGAUUGAAAGAUGUGAGCCCUAAUACAUCCUGUUUUACUCCUCUGCUUAAUGUAUGCAUAUUUAUAUAUCCUGCAUACAAGUUCGGUUUUAUCUUUCACUUAAUAUCGCAUAGAUACUUCGCCCGGUGUCUUCGAAAUCCUUGUAUCCUGAUUUCUCUAUUUUUGUGUCCAUACUUUUCCAGCACCUAUCUUAUGUACAGAUAACUUUUGUUCUCUAAACAUUAUUCGGACAAACAAAUUUUAUCGUUGCCCAAACUCUUCACUACGUAUGUCCACGCCACUAGAGCAAUGGAAAAGAUAAUGAUUCUAGAUGAUUUUUGUAAAUUAAAACCAGAUCCAUCUUAUAUUUAUCUCAUUCGUUUUUCUUCUAGUAAAAAUGUCUUACGUUUUUUGACAAUUACUAUCUACUGAGGUUAGUUUCACCACCAAUACUUCUGUCUAGGUUAUUUUUAACUAGUUGUUGUGAAAUGUACCAUGCGCGAAUGCUUAGAAUGACUAUUUCUGUGAUUAGUUAUAUUCCAAUUUUCAGACAGAAAGUUCUAGUGGCCUUAACUCCGUGCAUCAUAAUUUGUUUUGCGAGAGCCAGGGCUUUCUUGAUGAAUAUUUUGGGUAGAUUUGUUGUUCGUAUAUAGUAGCUUAUUAAUAGAAAUUCCUGAACUCGUCUGUUGCAUCUAUGUAUGAUAACUGUUUAGUUGAUAUUUGCCGUUACGUCUUUACCAACUUAUCGCUUUUCCUCUCCCUUCUCAGUUUAUUUAUCAGCGCCUCGCGUCGCUAGUCCGUGUUAUGUUUCUUUCAUUUCCGAUUUAUUGCAUUUUGUUUUGAUUAGUGUAACGAAUUUUUGUGAUAAGCAUAUGUAUCAAAUUCUUGGAAAUCUUUUUUCGCCAUGAAGAAUAAAUAUAUCAACUAUCUUAUAAUCUUAGUAACCAACAUUACUACUGAUAAUAAUUCAUUUUCUUAUUAUUUAUAUUUACAAAUAUCUCAAUUAUGUUGUUUUUUCUGUUAAGAUUUAAUUGAACAGAUUUACUUAAUUUUACUACACACAAAAGCAUCGCAGCAAUAAUUAUUCUUUCGUCGUGGUUCAUUCUGUUAACUUACUGUAUUAGCUGCUUCGUACCUCGCAGCUCAUUUCCUCGUUUCUGUAGAAAAGUAACUUAUUUUCCUACUUAUUUAAAUGUACGCAUACAGAUCAACUACUUAAGUUAUUAUUAAGACAAUUUGUUUUAAGAUAUUACUUCGUUGUCAGUUCUUAUGUAUAACAAAGAACAUGUGUAGUUUAUAACCCUAACAUACUUCUUUGUAUUUUGAUUUUGUCACAACCCUUUGUUAUUAACAAACUUAUGGGUAAAAGGGACAUGUAUAUCAUACAAUGAAAUGUUGCUCUUUUUUGUGUUCUUACUGUGUAUAUUGAACACUGCUUCACCUUUCUUUCCGCUCAGGCUAUUUUUACUCUAGAUUGUGGUAUUUUUGUGCCUAGGGAAUUGUUUCAUUUAUCAUCUUCUGGCUGUGAAUUAAUCAAGCGCCCUAAUGUACGUCUGUUAUAAAGAUAAAUAUAGAUAGAUCAGUAUUUCCUUAAUUUAUAUUAGGAACAACGUCGUACAUGUUUUGCUCAAACUUUUACAACAUACUGUUUUAUUUGAAAAAAGACUUUUAAACUAUACACUUCUUGAAGAAGUACACCGUGC
Messenger RNA from Schistosoma margrebowiei, 5478 nucleotides. The record is from the annotation of a GenBank genome assembly. Lineage: Eukaryota; Metazoa; Platyhelminthes; Trematoda; Strigeidida; Schistosomatidae.